Molecule: messenger RNA, 1545 nt
Organism: Aureobasidium musti
Lineage: Eukaryota; Fungi; Ascomycota; Dothideomycetes; Dothideales; Saccotheciaceae
Source: the annotation of a GenBank genome assembly
AUGCCGCUACGAUUCAAGCAAGACAUAAUAGACCCUAGCCAAUCAGUCAAAAUCUUAGGAGUCAUUAUGGACCAAGGAUUGAGGUACAAGGAGCAUGUUGCAGGCAAAGCGGACAAAGCCUACAAGGCAGCACUGGCCCUGAAAAGACUGCAAGGACUUAGACCAUCAAGCAUGCGCCAAUUAUUCUCGGCAACGGUGGCACCAGUCAUGGACUAUGCAUCAUCGAUAUGGUAUCUGGCAGUGUCGGACAAAACCCUAGCAACACUAGAGAGAGCUCAAAGAGUUGCAGCACAGGCCAUCAUAGGAGGAUUCAGAACCAUGGGUCUAAACGCAGCAGUCAUGGAGGCAGGCAUGGCAACAACACGACAGAGACUGCACGAGCAAACUCUUAGAUUCUGGAUUGGCAUCCAUAAGCUAGAUGAAUCUCACAUCCACCACAAGCUAGCUAAGUACAAGGGCAAGAAGCGUUUCAUAUCUCCACUGCGGAAAGCAGCUGUCCUAUUCAAAAGCAUCAAGGCUCGGCAAGCAGACAAGAUCCCUACUGUUGGAUGUGAACCGUGGGUGCCAAAACCCCGCGUGUAUAUACUAGACAAGGAAAAAGCCAAACAAGCCGCAGUUGCAGAGUAUGCAACAGUCGAUUUCUACACUGACGGGUCAGUAAGGAAAGGUAGAGCAGGCAUUGGCAUAUGGACAUCGACAUGGGAAGUGUCAAAGUUAGUAGGAAGAGAAGAAGACACCAAUGUUCACCACACGGAACUGCUAGCAAUAUGGAUGGCAAUCAAAGGCAUCCCAGACGACAUGAAUAGCCAAGUACGGAUACGGGUGUUCUCAGACAGCCAAGGAGCGUUGCAAAGCAUCCAGAGUCCAAAGAUCAACGACAGUAUCAACCUGGUCAUGAAAAUCAGAGAGAAGAUCAGGAAAGGAACGUUCUCUCUCCACUGGGUCCCUGGACACGAAGGAAUUGCAGGCAACGAGAGAGCCAACGAGUUGGCUCAAAUGGCAACAGAAGAAUCACAACCAAUGCCAGCACCCGCUGCAACAGUACCCAUAUCAGUGAUUCAUAACAGAGGGAAAGCAGCAGGUUUCAAGCCUAAGCAAGAAAAGUUCUAUGGAGCCAAAACCGGAAAAUACUUACAGAGAAUCGACAAAGCACUGCCAGGAAAGCAUACAAGGAAGCUGUACGACGCACUCAACAGGACAGAUGCUUCUAUACUAGCACAGCUUAGAACGAACAUAUCCAGGCUGAAUACUUAUCUGCACAAGAUCAAAGUGGCAGAAACGGACAAGUGCGAAUGCGGAGUGUUGGAAACAGUCCAACACUUCCUAUUCUUCUGCCCACGAUGGAGACAGCAAAGACAAGACAUGAAAUCAGCACACGGCAGGAGAUUCUGCAACAUAUCAUAUGCCCUAGGAGGAUACUCAGACCACAAAGAGAAUGGCAAGAUUGUGGAUGGCGAGAAAGAUAAGUGGCGACCAGACUGGCAGGCAGUGAAGUCCACUAUUGAGUUUGCAAAGGCAACAGGAAGACUACAAUAUCAGAGGUGA